AUGUCAACUUUCCAGAAUACUACAUCUACGUCCAUCAUUUUCCUGCUAACUGGUGUUCCUGGGCUGGAAGUAUUCCACACCUGGAUCUCCAUUCCCUUCUGCUUUCUCUACAUAACCGCCCUCUCAGGAAACAGCCUGAUUCUCUUUGCCAUUGUCACUCAGUCCAGCCUCCACGAACCCAUGUAUUAUUUCCUCUCCAUGCUGUCCACCACUGACCUUGGCCUGUCCAUAUCCACCCUGGUCACCAUGUUGGGUAUAUUCUGGUUUGACACCAGGGAGAUCAGCUUUAAUGCCUGCUUGUCACAGAUGUUUUUCAUUCAACUCUUCACUGUCAUGGAAUCCUCAGUGUUGUUGGCCAUGGCCUUUGAUCAUUUUGUGGCCAUCUCUAAUCCUCUUAGAUAUGCUUCUCUCUUAACUGAGCUUAAAAUAGCACAGAUUGGAAUAGCAAUCAUCACCAGGGGGACACUAAUCCUGACACCGAUGGUGGCACUUCUUAAACGACUAUCCUUCUGCUGCAGCCACAUGCUCCACCACUCCUACUGCUUCCACCCUGACGUGAUGAAGCUCUCCUGCACUGACACCAGGAUCAAUAGCACUGUUGGCUUGACAGCCCUGAUCACCACUGCCGGGGUGGACUCAAUCCUCAUCCUCCUUUCUAACAUUUUGAUUAUUAAGACUGUCCUCAGCAUUGCAUCUUUGAAAGAGAGGAAGAAAGCCUUCAGCACAUGUAUCUCCCGUAUUGGGGCUGUUGCUGUAUUCUAUAUUCCACUGAUAAGUCUGUCCUUUGUUCACAGGUUUGGGAAACGGGCCCCACCUUAUGUACAUACCUUGAUUGCCAAUGCCUACCUGUUAAUCCCCCCCCCCGUGCUGAACCCCAUUAUUUACAGUGUGAAGACCAAACAGAUACCUAGAGCUGUGCUGAAGGUUCUCUAUCCCAGUGGUACCAAGGAAUAG
This is a messenger RNA of Suricata suricatta (meerkat), 954 nucleotides long. RefSeq names its product olfactory receptor 51F2-like. Gene Ontology annotation, biological process: G protein-coupled receptor signaling pathway. NCBI's taxonomy places the organism in Eukaryota, Metazoa, Chordata, Mammalia, Carnivora, Herpestidae. The coding region runs from base 1 to 954 and encodes 317 amino acids. Gene Ontology annotation, cellular component: membrane. Gene Ontology annotation, molecular function: olfactory receptor activity; G protein-coupled receptor activity. The record is from RefSeq and is a predicted model, not a curated record. The transcript has a single exon.